Ostrinia furnacalis (Asian corn borer) is the source of this 991-nucleotide messenger RNA. Its product is annotated as protein DPCD. NCBI's taxonomy places the organism in Eukaryota, Metazoa, Arthropoda, Insecta, Lepidoptera, Crambidae. The transcript is spliced from 4 exons. Bases 238 to 954 code for a protein of 238 amino acids. The record is from RefSeq and is a predicted model, not a curated record.
GAAAGUGUGCAUUGUGCAUGUACUGCAAACAAAACUGCAUUUUAUUUACAUUUUUGCUCUGUAUUUUUAACGUCAGGUUAAAAAAGCCUCAGUUAAAAUUAACUUAUUUUAAUAGUGCCUUAAUUAUUCUUAACUAGACAUUUAUCAAAUUAUUCAUUUUGUAUGCGAGAAUUUCAGAACAAAUGGCAAACUAGGUAACCCUUCGUUAAAUUACAAUCUUGUUUCCAUAGAAACGAAAUGAAAAGAAGAUCAAGUUGGAUCGAAACUGACGCCAACAACCAAGAGAGCUUUGAGGAGAAACUAAAGGCUAAUUUAUCAAAACUUUAUAGAAAGAGUGAAAUGUACAAAAACACAGUAUGGUACAGGUCCUUGUUAGACGCAGAGAAGUCCUGCUUGAAGGAGGAUAAGAUAAAAAAGAUACAUUACAAGUUUGAUGAUGACAAGGAAAUGGUUGAAGAGUACAAUGUAGAUACUCAGGUUUUACUGCGCAGAGCUUGGAAACUGAAGGGGAAAUUAGGGGGGGAUGGCAAGUGGGUGGUUGAGAUUGGGGACCCCAUUCCUGAACCUACUCAAAGCAUAGAAAUGGUAGAUAUAGUUGAAAGCAAAGAUCAGCCAAUAGUCUCAAGAAGAAACACAAGGGUGAAUUUGGAAUGGAGAAUAAGAAACUUGCCAUACCCUAUUGAAACUUAUUCUAUAAGCGCUAACAAUGAUGAAAGAUGCAUAAUAGUACGCACAACUAACAAGAAGUACUUCAAAAAACUACAGGUUCCAGAACUCGACAGACUUGGCUUGAAAUUGGAACAAGCGAAUAUCCAAUCCAGCCACCAGUUCCAUACUCUGAUUAUAAUGUACAAGAAGCCACAACCAUUGCUUGAAAUGGAGAAGGAAUGGUAUGAAGAAUUGAAGAAAGUGAAACCUAUCAAAGAUGUUCCUAGUGAUUGUAAAACACAGUGAAUAUAAAGUUCAAUAAAGUAUAAACUUGUUUUAUAAA